Messenger RNA from Carcharodon carcharias (great white shark), 1449 nucleotides. Its product is annotated as zinc finger protein 239-like. Bases 405 to 995 code for a protein of 196 amino acids. Gene Ontology annotation, biological process: regulation of transcription by RNA polymerase II. The record is from RefSeq and is a predicted model, not a curated record. Gene Ontology annotation, cellular component: nucleus. Lineage: Eukaryota; Metazoa; Chordata; Chondrichthyes; Lamniformes; Lamnidae. The transcript has 2 exons. Gene Ontology annotation, molecular function: RNA polymerase II cis-regulatory region sequence-specific DNA binding; DNA-binding transcription activator activity, RNA polymerase II-specific.
GUGAUGAACAGAGAUGGCUGUAUCAAAAUUCUCAGCCGGGUAUUAGAAUGGGUGGAUUUACAGACUGGAAGCCUGUAAAUCAACCUAACAUCACAGCAUGGUCUGACAGAGUCACUCGAUUCAUCAGGACCUGAAUAUCAUCAGGCUUUCAAUGUGGAAGGAGAAAUGUUUGUCUGUUCUGUCUGUGGGGAAAUGUUUCAAACAUUAUGACUGGAAAGUCACCAAGAUACAUACACCCGAGUGAGAGUGUUCCAGUGAAUUGACUGUGGAAAGAGCUUUAACCAGUUACACAGCCUGAAGAAACAUCAGAUUAUUCACAGUGGGGAGAAACUGUGCACAUGUUGUAAUGUGGCAAAGGUUCAACUGAUUGUCCAGCCUGUGGAGAAACAAAAAAUACCGGCACCAUGGAGAAACCGUGGAAAUGUGAGGACUGUGCUAAAGGAUUCACCUAUUCAUCCCAGCUGGAAAUCCAUCGACGCAUUCACACUGGGGAGAAGCCGUUCAGCUGUUCAGUGUGUGGGAAGGGAUUCACUCAGUCAUCUAGCCUUCGGUCACACCAGCGAGUUCACACUGAGAAAAAGCCAUUCAGCUGCACAACCUGUGGAGAGAGGUUCAAGUCUUCAUCCAUCUUCACUGAACACCAGCGAAUUCACACAGGUGGGAGACCAUUCACUUGCUUCGUGUGUGGGAAGGGAUUCACUCAGGUAUUUGCCCUCCAGUCACACCACCAAAUGCACACGAAGGAGAAUCCAUUCAGCUGUACUUCCUGUGGAAAGAGUUUCAGGCAGUCAACUGACCUCAAUGAACACCAACGUACUCACACUAGGGAGAAGCCGUUCACCUGCUCCGUGUGUGGGAAAGGAUUCCGUUGGUCAUCUCAACUGCUGACACAUCAGCGAGUUCACACCGGGGACAGACCAUUCAUCUGCUUCUUGUGUGGGUCAGGAUUCACUCAGUCACAACACCUACUGAGACACGAGCGGGAUCACAAGUGAUUACAGCGGUUGGACUCUGCUGUUAUUGCUGCUGUUAAUCACACCCAGGACUGAUAGUCUGACAAUAUUAGGUUUGUUUCUGCUGAUGUUAACAACCCUGGCUGGAGUUUAAUAUUCUGGAGAUGUCACUGACUUUCAGGGCUGCAAUGUCCUUUUUUAAAAGCACCAUUUGUGGUCUUUCCCCCUGAAUACAAGAACUCUCCCCGGGAACUAGUUUACAAUAAAAUUUUGGAUUUUACUUCAAUCCUAAAUUGAUAUUUGAUGCAAAAUCUACAAUUCAGUGUCAGAAAGGUUCCAGUGAUUAACAUCUCCAGUUAUAAUGUGUUGAUUAAUCCUUGCUGACGAUUCUUACUGACUUGCACAUUCUUCAAUGACACCUUGAUCAUGAACUCAAAUUAAGAAGGAAUGUUAAACAAAAUAGUGAAAUAUUUUACAGGCGGAUCAAUAAAAGCUU